CCCACUGGUGUAUUCAUUCCUUAAGGGCAGUCACACGUCUGUUACAUUCAUUACUGUGUCUCUUGCCAAUGGUGCUAGCUCACUGCAGAGGAAGAGUAAAUGCUUGUUGAAUAAAUGAAUGAAUAUACACCACAUGGAAAAGCAUACAGCCUGAACCGCAGUAUAGCCACAGAAACGAACGAAACUGAGGGAGAACAAUGAGGAGAUAGGCUGAAUGGAGCAAAGGGCCUAUGUUAGAUAAAUUCCUAAAGACUUUUAUUCUAGCCAACAGAAUUGUGAGUCAUAAAUUAAUAUGUGAGUAUCCUCCCAAUUAUGACAUGGGCAUUUUAUAGCUUUUACUUUCACUUAUAACUAUAUUUAUUUAUGUUAGUAAAAUAAGUUAUCCAUAUUAUGUUUAAUGAUUUCUGAGUGUUAUUAGCCUUAUCUCUUUUUAAUUUGAUAAGUUAUAUUAAAUAAACUAUAAUUAUGUCUCAUCACAGUAUUAAUUAUACCAACUAAUUUGUUAAGUGCUAGUUAUCUGUCAGGUCCUUUAUAUGUAUCAUCUCACUUAAUCUUUAUAAUAACCAUAUGAAGGAGGUGGUGGUAUCUCAUUUUACAGAUGAGAACACUGAGAAUCAGAGAAAUUAAGAAUCCCAAGGUCAUAUAGUUAAUAUGCUAGACCUGGAAUUCAAACCAGAUGUGUCUGCUAUUUUUUACUACUACUACUAUAGCUGGUGUCUCUAUGGUGAGUUGUUUUAGAACACAUUAAAAAAGUGAAAUAUGUUUUGUAUGACUAUAACAUUUCUAUUUUCCCUAGUAGGCAAUUAGAAAAUAUUUAACUCAAAAUUUUAAAGCUAAGAAAUUUUUUCCCCCUGAACAAAUCAGAGAGGAUAUCUUUUACAACUAUUUUUCUAAAUGAAGCCUUGAAAAAUGAUGACAUGGUUUUUGACAUACAGAAAGGUGUACAGACUAGUAUAACACCUGUGUUCUCACCACUUAUCUUGAAAUAAAAUCUUACCAGUACAGUUGAAAGCCAUUUCUCCUCAAUCUCAUCUUCCUCCCUCUCCUCAGCAGUAAACAUUAUCCCACUAUCCCAACUUUGGAAUUUAUCAUAUCCCUGCAGCUUAUGUAUCUUGGCAAUAAUCUGGUGUCUGAGUACGAUAUGUGGUACGGUGCAGUUAAUAUCAUUAUUUUUCUGAAAAAAACGUACCUUAUUUCUUUGCUUUUUUGCCAUUCUUUUUUAAAUUGGCCCCCUGAUUUGUACCAGGAAUGAGCUUUGCCACUUUAUGCUCUCCCGCCAUAUCUUGUAACAUGGGUGAGGAAUAAAAAUGUACUCAGUUUCAGAGCUUACAGCUAUGGGACAAAGGAUCAGUUCAACAGGUUGGCAUUUUUGCCAGUCAUGAUCUGAAGCCAAAUUGGUAUGAAGAGGCUUACCAUAAAUGAUCUCAAGGACCUCAUGACUGAUCUUGUUUCUAAGAUGAGUAAGUGGGUUAGGUACAAAUCCUAUUCAAGUUUCAGGUAGGUGAGUGCCUUCUGUGUUUUGUUUUCCCCAGAUUUUAAAGGUUAAGUAUAGUACUCUUCCCUUAUGAUCUCUGGAUAAGCUCCUGGUCUUGUGAAUGAUUCCCAGCAGUGUUACAGUAUAGUUUGGACUUGGUCACAUGAGAGGUCUUUUUGCCCAAAUCUAAGGGAAAGGACUUCCUCAAGUUGGCAAAGAAUAGAAAUAGACUCCCCCCAAAAGGAAGAAAGACAAAAACAAAACAAAACAAAGGCAAUAAUUUGCUAAUUAAGAUGCAGCUCCCCACCCCCCCAAAAAAAAAAAAAAAAAAAGAAAUGCUGCUGACUCAGCACAAUUGGUUUAUAUGAGAAAAAUAGAGACUGAGACUUUUAGGGAAAGAAAAGAGGAGAAUAGGUAAUCAAAUGAGUGAGAAGCAAGAAUCAUAAUUAUGAUGCAGACUGGGGUCGGGGCCAACUAUAGAAUAGAUGCUACUCUUGGGAUUAAAAGCCUGAGACACAAAAAUGGUUUGAAAGAUAAUAGUAAGUGACUAGAAAAUAUCUACAACUGGCUCUUAGUACCUGGGACAUGGUGACUACUCAUUAAUUAACUGAUGGUUUACUGAUACAAUCUCAGUUUAUAAAAAUUUCUCAAUGAAAGUAUAUAUUUGCAUAUGUGAUAAUUUUUCCUAUGUGAAGAUACAUUAUAGCUUAUCUGAGUAUGAUUUUAUUAAAGAAUCUCUUUUUAAAGGUAAUUUAGAUGGUCAUAUUUUGUCAUCUUAAAAGUAGUUCUUUGCAUUAUACAAGAAGAAUGUUUUGAAAAUAUAUAUACAAAAGACUCUUCUGCUAAAGUUCAAGUGACUGAAGGUUGUUCACAAAUUCUUGAUUUCUUUCAUAAAACGAAUUCUGUUGGAUUUUUGCAUAAAAAGUGCAACUACUAAACAUUCUUGUGAUAGCUUCUUUGUGAAUGUGUCACUGUUCUUGAUUUGCACACGCCUUAUAAUUUAGGCCUUCUUUUGUUUUGGGUUGGCAGUUCCAACUGUUAAAGCUCUUGUCUGAUUAUGUGGGACUCCUUAUUUUAAUGGGAGCAGCUUCUUUGCUGCAUUUUUAAAAAAUGGUCUCGGAAGCUUCUUACUGUGGAUCUUUGUUGAGGACAAAGGAUUAUUUAUGCUAAAGGAAAAUGUAUUCCCCACUGAAUUAGCUCGUGGGAAGCAUAACAAGCUUAUUAGUAAUGCUCAAUUGUACUUUGGCCUUUUGCUAUGGUAGAGAGAAGGAAAAAUGACAUCAAAAAGGACAUUCUGCUGUCCUUUGCCUUCCCGCAAAGAAAACGUGAUGUAAUAUUAGACUUUUGUUAGAUUUAGCUCAAGUUCAACUUUGGUACCAGCAGAAAUAUUCCUGAAAGAAAAGUGAAAAGCAUUUUCAUUUCAACAUAGAUGGCCAUGCAACCUGCAAUUCAAGUGUGGUUUGGAGAAGACCUGCCUCUAAGUCCGCGGAGUCCUCUGACCCCCAGACAUGGGCCAGGUUUGGCUGAUGUUUGUCAAUAUGAUGAGUGGAUAGCUGUGAGGCAUGAAGCCACCCUGUUGCCCAUGCAAGAAGAUCUGUCAAUAUGGCUAUCUGGUUUGUUAGGUAUUGAAGUUAAGGCAGAACGAUUAUUGGAAGAACUUGAUAAUGGAGUACUACUAUGCCAACUGAUUGAUGUUCUUCAAAACAUGGUGAAAACAUGCAACUCUGAAGAUCCUGGGAAUUUUCCAAUGAGAAAAGUGCCCUGUAAGAAAGAUGCUGUCUCAGGUUCAUUCUUUGCUAGAGACAAUACUGCAAACUUCCUUCACUGGUGUAGGCACAUUGGGGUUGAUGAGACUUACCUCUUUGAAUCUGAAGGUUUAGUUUUGCACAAAGACCCAAGACAGGUGUAUCUUUGUCUUCUAGAAAUUGGUCGAAUUGUGUCAAGAUAUGGGAUUGAGCCGCCAGUAUUAGUAAAACUUGAGAAAGAAAUUGAACUGGAAGAGACCUUACUUAAUACUUCUGGGCCUGAAGAUUCCAUUAGCAUUCCGAAAUCAUGCUGUCAGCAUGAAGAACUGCAUGAAGCUGUUAAACAUAUUGCUGAAGACCCUCCUUGUAGUUGUUCCCACCGAUUUUCUAUUGAGUACCUAUCUGAAGGACGGUACCGACUUGGGGAUAAGAUACUCUUUAUAAGAAUGCUUCAUGGAAAACACGUCAUGGUCCGUGUUGGUGGAGGCUGGGAUACUCUUCAAGGAUUUUUGCUUAAAUAUGAUCCCUGUCGCAUAUUGCAGUUUGCUACACUAGAACAAAAAAUUCUAGCAUUUCAAAAAGGAGUUGCUAAUGAAAGUAUACCUGAUUCAUCUGCCAGAACACCUCAGCUUCCUGAAAUGAAUCCUUUGUCAGCAGUUAGCAUGUUUCAGAAACAAAAAUCAAAACCUGGCACACCAGUUGGUAUUCCAAGGAGCAAAGAAAAGCAGACAUGUCCACCGGCUGAGCUGCUGCCAGCAUCUUCCCCAAAAGGAGGGAAUCUGGGCUCCGUGUCAGUCCGUCCUAAAUUGCCAAAUACUCCAGCAGUGUCUUCUCAUCUUAAGCUCAAAUCUUCAAAAGGCAUAGUAAAGAAACCACCAGUGCCUUCAAACAAUGCAUCGUCUUCACUUCCUUCUUUAAAUCCAGUAGGUAAAAGUACUUCCUCACCAGCUUCAUCCAGAACUGCACCUAAAUGCAUCCCAUCACCCAGUACUCCUAAGGUCAAGCUUACUAUGGCCCAGAAGCCCAGAGAUGUGCCUGAGUCUGCACUUUUGCCAAAUAAAUCUUCUGGAAAAACUGAACCAAAGCAUUUGAAACACACUCAUGUAUCUUCCAGGGAUAAUGCAGUAUCUCACUCAGCUGCACAUUCAGAUUCAUCAUCAAAGGGUCCAAAGCUCCCUAAAGCAAAUAUCCAUGUAAGGCCUAAACCUUCCCCUUCAUUCCAUUCCCCUACAAAAGUUACAAAAUCUAGUUCCAAAACUACAACCGCAGGUCUAGGAACAGGGUGUCAGCCAUCUGAUGGAGCCCCACAAGCAAGAGCAAUGCCAACACAGAAACUUAAGUCAGCCUUGAAUUUAAAGCAGCCACUCUCGGUAUCCUCAGUUGUGCCUGCAAAAGCUGCACAGGAAUCGAAAGAUAAGAAUAUGGUUUCAGUUGCCAAAAAGCAGCCUCAAAAUAAAAGUACAUCCCAGAAGAUAGGACCCAGCUCCUCGAAGUCCCCUGGCCGUACCCCACUGUCCAUCGUGAGUCUUCCCCAGUCCUCAGUCAAGACACAGACUGUACCAAAGUCAGCACAGACUGCCACUAAGAGCCAGUAUUUAGCUAAAGGGCUUCCAAAAAGUGCCAAAGCCCCAGCCUCAACCAGGAAACCACCCUCAUCUGGCAAGGAAGCAGUUGGCGGCGAUAAAAAACAUACUGCAAAGAAAAAGGAAGAUGAUGACCAUUAUUUUGUUAUGACUGGAAGUAAGAAACCUAGAAAGUAAACACAAAUGUGUCAUUUGAAGAAAACAGGAAAGUCAAAGAGUGAAUGUAUUAGCAUCACAUCUUAAAAAUUUCUCCUGUUUGUCCAAAUAGGUUCAGACAUUAGGCACAGUAAGAUGGGGGUUGGAGGUUGGGGAUGGAGGUGGAAGGUGCAUCAGAAUUCACAUUUCUGAAUUCACCAGAAGGUACCCUUUUGAGGCGGACAGUUGUAAAAUUGCUAUAAGGUUCUUAUUAAUAAUAGACAUUUAUAUGAUUUUCAAUUCAUAGCAUCUUUGUUAAUGUCUGCCCUUUAAGGGAAAUGUAGAGUUAAAUAACACUACUAGAGUUAUAAUUAUAGUUGCUAUAUUUUUAAAUGUGUAUUAAAUAUGGAGGUUACAUACUGGCUAAUGGCAACAGUGGUGCUCUAAAUAUUAAUUAUUGCAUCUUAAAAUUAGCAACGGUUUGGCAUUUUUCUUACAAAAGGCACCUAAUUUAAUUGUUUGAUCAGGAUUGCCUGACUGAACAAUACUAAGUACCAGUGGCUGCUGCUGUUGAUUAGCUGGACGUUAUUCUAGGGUUGGUAGAAUCCUAUUACUUAAAAUUUUUCAAGCUUUCCAAAUCAGGUUUUUGAUUUUUGACUGGCUUAUUUUAAUAUUGGUAAUAUUUUAUUAUAUUUUUGGUAAAAAAUUUGUAAUAUUUUUGGUAAAAAAACACAAAAUAUUGAAAUAUAAACUGAAAUUUGGUAAAAAAACAAGACAUUAUAAAAUGUACACCUCUUUUAGAUGGGUGUUGUGCAAUGUGAAAGGGGAAACUGAUUUAGUAACUUUUAGCAUAUUAAAAAUAUUUUUAUUAUAGUUUCCUAUGAGUGCAGAUACGAAUUUUUACUUUAACAUAAUGUUUUAACAUCAGAAUUAUGUUUUAACAGCCUUAAAAUUAAGGUUUUAUUAAAGAAUCUUAUGGUGGUGCUAUAUAAAAAUUCUCUCAUGUGAUUGUUAUUUUUCUUUAGAUAGCACAAUGCCAAUUUUAAGUAGAUCCUUUCAAUUACAUUAUUAUUAUUUUUUUAAUAAUGUCAUGCUGCUUUCAGUUUUUCAAUGGCAAGUGGACAGUACCUAUGCGGCAUUUUGGGCUCUGUAAGCAGAUUCUCCAAGGAACAUAUCCACAUCAUGUAAUGACCGCAUAGGUUCCAUUGAUCUAAGAUAAAUGUAAAUAAUUUUUCAAGGGAUUGUGACUAUUUAAAAAAGUAUUAAUGUACUUUCAGAAGUUUGGGGGGUGUGCUUAUGAACUUUAUAGUGUUAUCAGUUAUCAUAGGUUAUUGUUUUCAAAAUUGUGGUUUGUAUUUCCCUAUUUUAAGCUAGAAUGUGUUGUCUAAAGAAAAAUAAUGGUUUAUACAAAGGUGCAAUUAUAAGAUAAGCAUCUUAAGUUGACUACUAACAUUCUACAGAUUAUAAAGCAAGAAAACUUUGUAUAAAAUGAAGUGACCUUUUGUCUGAGGAAUAUAGUUAAAAUCAGAGAUAUAUGCCGGCUCGUUUUUGGAAUAAUUGAUGUUUCUCUUCUUACAAGAGACAGUCACCAAAUAUUUGGUUUCGUUCUGUUGCUCUGGGCCUUGAGAGGGAAUAUUUACGUCUUUGGAAAGUGAAAUCAAGUUCAAGAAGUGCUGGAAGCUUUACAUUUUUAGUGAUCAGAAAUAUUUAAUGUAUCUGUCAACGAGGAAGAGUUUUACCUUCAAGAAGGAGUUUAUUUCCUCAUAAGAUCAAAGAAUUCUUCUCUAUCAGUAACUUCUAGAACUUAAAAAAAAUAUGAUACUACAACCAACCUAUGAAUCCAAGUAAAUUUUACAGUAUGUAAACAGUAACUUUUGUGUUGAGAGUAAUCAGGAAUAAAAGCAUCCCACAGGCAUCUGGCACAAAUUCCAAGAAUUUUGUUGUUGUUGUUAAAUUGGAAGUUAAUUUACAAAUGGCCCUGUUCGUCAUCAGUAGGGAAUUUUUCCACUUAUGUUCAUGUUGAAUGAAUUUUUAUUUAUAUAUAGCUUACCCUUCCAACAUAAAGAUUUUUUAAAAAAAGCAACAGCUGAAAGAUACUUUCUUCAAAUAUAUUUUGAAAUGCUUUUAAAGAACUGGUGUUUCUAAUCAUUUUCACAGUUUUUAAAAUACAAUACCGAAGGUGGAAAGUUUUCAUUUCUUCUUACUCAUAAUACAAGGUUUUAAAAGAUUUUUCAUAUUUCAUAUUUAAUAAAAUGAGUAUUAAGCUUAAAUUGUUAAAGCACCUGGCAGAAGAAAUAGCAUGUAUUUUCAAAAAAGGAUGGAAUGAGUUUUUAUUUUUCUUUGCUAUAAUUUGUUAACAUGACUGAUACAUCAAACUAAUCUUCAAAGGAAAAUGAAAUGCUGAUCAUUUUUAGAUUGUUUGGGCUUACAGCAGUUGUUUAAGAUUUAUGUCUUCAAAAUACCUUGAUAAAUUAAGUGACCUCUAACUUUCCUUUCCAUAUUGAGUUUACAAUUCUUAAUGGAUAAGGGAAAUUUUUUGAGAAAAAAUUGCUCUUCCUUCUGUAAUCUAUUUAUCUCUACUUGAUUUUAAAAUCUAUUAGUCUUAAAGCCCUCAAUGAUAAGUGGUUAUUAUACAUUUGUACAUCCAGGUUCACAUAUGACUCCAUUUGAAUCCAAAUUUGUGCACAUUUUCUUGUGCAGCAGUGUUUGUAUCAGAUUUUAACUUAUAUUUUCUCAAGUAUUAAAAUUUAAACGUAAACGA
Molecule: messenger RNA, 7698 nt
Organism: Acinonyx jubatus (cheetah)
Lineage: Eukaryota; Metazoa; Chordata; Mammalia; Carnivora; Felidae
Gene: GAS2L3
Product: growth arrest specific 2 like 3
Exons: 9
Coding region: 2904-4979 (691 amino acids)
Biological process (GO): actin crosslink formation
Cellular component (GO): actin filament
Molecular function (GO): cytoskeletal adaptor activity; microtubule binding; actin filament binding
Source: RefSeq, a predicted model, not a curated record